Messenger RNA from Polistes canadensis, 7596 nucleotides. RefSeq names its product disco-interacting protein 2 homolog A (gene DIP2). NCBI's taxonomy places the organism in Eukaryota, Metazoa, Arthropoda, Insecta, Hymenoptera, Vespidae. The transcript is spliced from 17 exons. The record is from RefSeq and is a predicted model, not a curated record. Bases 445 to 7530 code for a protein of 2361 amino acids.
UAAAAAAAAGUUCAAACGAAUAAUGAUUAUCAUAGAAAGAGAGAUGGAAGAAGAAGGUGGUGGAGGAGAGGUAGAUACAGCAUUGAAAAAGGAAAGCCAUGGUGUUUCGCGACUGGAAGACCUCGGCGUUGCACCUUAGGAUAGCAGAAACUCUCUGUACGAGAGUUGAGAAGGGUUUCUGAGGGAAAGAGGUGGGGAAGAAGAGAUUGGAGAAAAGGACGAAGAAGAAGAAGAAGAAGAAGAGAACGAGUAGGAAGAAAAAGGACUCGUUGUGCUUCAGGCAAAGUAACGUCUCUUAGUUCAAAAGGAUACCUGUUGGAUAAUCUUAGAAAAAUUGACUAAACAUUUCGAUUUAUUCGAUAAUUAAAAAAAAAAAACACGAAAGAAAAAAUAAUUAUUCAACAUUGGUUAUAUAUAAAAAUAGGUGCCAAUUGUCCACCCCCCAUGAGGCCACUUUCCUUCGAAAACCUUAGGAGGCUCGUGAGCCGUAAGAAGGAUCGUAACGAGCCCUCCUUCAAACGUAGCGAAUCGUUUAAAAGGAUAUCGAUUAGGAAAAGUUAUCUAGAUCGUGGCAAACGUCGUAACAAAUUGCAAAAAAAUUUAGACCCAGUGAUAACGGCUCAACCGUGUGUGGUAGUUUCACCAACACCACAAUCACAACCACCACCACCACCUGCUAUUACUACUAAAACCGUGCCGGAUCUUCAAGAAAAUAAAAUACAGAAUAAAAUUAAGAUCAAGGAUCAACAACAACAACAACAACAGCAGCAGGAAAUUAAAAGACAACAAGAAAACGUUUCGUUGAAUCGCGUUGAAUCAAUCAGUUACGAUGAAUGGUUGCAAGGUGUUGGUUCAUCAUCACGUGAAAAACUUCAUCAGGAUAAAGUGGUAGUCAAAGAAAUAAUAAAUAAAACUAAGAUUACGAGUAAACAAUUAAUUCAAGAUCGUCGUUCGAGUACAAACGAUCUUACCGAUGAUUUAAACUCAGCUAUUUUAUCUUUGAAACCUUUUGGUCCUACUACUACUACUACUACCACCACCACUAAUAAUAAUACUACUACUACUAUUAUUACUAACAACGACAACGACGAUUGGAUUUAUUCGGAUAAAAAUCUACAUCAACUAGAUAAUCAUGGACAAAUACGAGAUACCUGUGUACCUCUCGAAACUGGACCACCCAGUGUUAGUAUUAGUCUUGGACGAGUUUGGAGGGAUGCUGUACCGGUACCGUAUCCUUCCUCUUCCGGACCCUCCGUCCAUCAUUCUUUGGACAGUGCAUUGAAAGAAAGAAAAGCAAGUCAACCAACAGUUGCUAGAACCGUCUCCGCUCCGGAAAAAACCAUCGUCAAGGACAACACUUCCUCGUCAUCAUCGUUUGGGUUCUCACUUAGGUUCACCAAACUGGCUGACUUCAGGGCAGGAAGUACGAGGAAUGGAUUCUUCAGAAGAAAAACAUCGUCAAAGCCAUCACCGAGUGUCAGUACCGAAGGUUAUUUUAAGAGGACCAGUUGCCAAAGGAGAUCGAGUUCGAGAAAACGUGGAAAGAGGACAUCGUUGCAACGAACAACAACAACUACAACGACAACGACAUCACAAAAAAACAAAAAAAAUAAUGAAGAUGCUGUUGCAAUAGGAGGAACGGGGGUGUCGGGAGUAACAGGGGUGGCAGGGGUUGCAGGUGUGGGGUCAGUUGUAAGAGAAAACAGUCCGGUUUGGUUCGUGCCACCUGAAAGGAGACGUUUGAGACGUCAAAGACGUGUCUGGCGAGAAAUUCGUUACUUUCCUGAACAGGAAAAAGAAGAAAAUGAUAAUAAUAAUGAUAAUAAUGAUGACAAUGAUAAUGAUGACGAUGAGGAUGCAUUGAUUUUAGAAAAAUUCGACGAUUAUUAUUCGUCGAAUAAUUUAUCGGACGAUCAAUUCGACGAUCAAAAAUUAUUACUAUCCGGUGACUUUAACGAGAGGAGAGACGAGACGUUCAAUUCUCUCGUUUCCUCCUCGUUAGGUUCGUUCUCGAUUACGUCAUCCUCCUCGUCGGUUUGUCCGGCACCAAAAAUAAGCGACUUCAAUGAGGACAAAUUAUUUUCCGAAGAAUUAAGAAACCGUGCUGCUGCUGGUUUUGGUGGUGGUAGUGGUAAUGGUAAUAAUAAUAAAAAUGGUGGUGGUGGUGGUUGUUUGUUGGGGAGAACAAAUAUUUGGAAACCAUCAUCAUUUUCUACAAUAAGUACGGACAAUUAUUUUACUAGCAGUCAAUUUAUUAAUUAUCUUGCUAAAAAUUCUUCGUCCAAUGAUAAUAGACCACGUAUUAUUAUCAAAGAAAGAUCUAGAAAGGAUAGUAAAUCCUAUUACAGAUAUUUUAGUUCUACCGACAGUGAAAAUGAAUCUGUUCGACGUGACGUAGACGACGUUGACGAUGAUGAUGAUGAUGAUGAUGAUGAUGACGAUGACAUAGACAUAGACAUAGACGAAGACGAUUAUCUUUUUCAACAACGUCAGCAACAUCUCAAACGACAAAAAUCUGGACCGAGAAGACGACCUUUAAGAAGAAAAUCUCAACUCCGUCGUGCAUCUGGCCAGCCCGUUUUUCUUGUUCGCAAAUGUUCGUCCUUGAGAAAACGACCCAGAGACAUAACUCAAAAGGGCUAUGAAAAGAAACGGACACGUCUGCUGCAACAAUAUGCAUCUAAACAACUCGGGGCUGGAAAUGGCGGCAUAUCUGGCAAUGGUGGCGACAUUGGUGGUAAUGGUGGUGGUGGUGGUGGAGGCGGAGGGGGUUUGGGUGGUGUUGGUGGAGGACUCGAAAGGACAAAUUAUGGAAGAGGAGGAGGAGGUGGUGGUGGUGGUGUUGGUGGAGGAGGAGGACGACCACAACCACGUGCACGACGCACGCAACGUCGUGUCACGCACAACGAGAAACGCUAUCAUUCAGGAGGUCGGCUAGUACCUGGUGGGAUCGCCAGUCCUCCGGGAUCUGGCGGCUCAACCGGAGGAAACACCGGGAAUUCAAACUCGGCUGCUGCUAGACGCGGUAAUCGCAGACUUACGCGCAAUGAGAGCCGCUAUCAUUCCGAGGUACGUCAGGAGGCGGUGCAACAAGCUUUGGCAGCUAUGCAAGGUCGACCAAAACCAUCCUUACCAAUGCCAUCAAAGAGAACUUCCGUCAUGGCUAGGAGUCCUGAACGGGAACGUCGUGACAGUGGGGAAUCAAGUAGUGAUGAGGAUAGUGUCGUAACAGAAGAAAGUCCUGGUGCUGGUGGUCCAACUGGUACUGGGUUAUCAGACACUAGCAGUACCGGAUCAGCACGUGAUACACCACCACCACCAAGACCACCAGCUAGGAGGCCACCUGGUGCUGACAUUACUGACAUCGCCGAAUAUACGCCUCAUGCUUACUGUAAUAUACAACCACCGGACGUAACGCAUACGGGCAGUACGCCAACAGCUCAGCAGUCGACGAGACGACCCGGUGCCGAUCGUGUCAAUCGUUACCACGUAGUAGAAGAUCAAAAUAAUACAGGAACUACGGGACGUUGGAAAGUGUCAGCUAAAAUUCAACAAUUAUUGAAUACGUUAAAACGGCCAAAGAGACGACCAUUGCCAGAAUUUUACGAGGACGACGAUAUAGAAUUGGAAAUAGCUGCUAAUCCUAAAGAUCCUAAUGCACCUAAACCGGAAGGUGGUUCGAUGACGUCUGCGAUCGGUGAACAAUUAUCGGUGCCAUCGGGGUUACCUAGAUCACUUGAAGCUGCUAUACAAAGGUAUGGCUCGGCAAGUUACAAAGCACCGGUUGCAACCGUAUUAGAUCCUAAUGGGAAACUUUGCAUCACAUUGACAUAUGGAAAACUUUUAAGUCGUUCCCAUAAAAUAGCAUAUACAUUAUUAAACAAGGCACUAAGUCGCGGUGGGGAUUGUUGUCUCAAGCCUGGAGAUAGAAUCGCAUUGGUAUAUCCUAACAAUGAUCCGAUCAGUUUUAUGUGUGCAUUUUAUGGUUGUCUUCAAGCUGGUAUCGUGCCUGUACCCAUAGAAGUACCAUUGACACGUCGAGAUGCAGGUUCCCAACAGAUAGGUUUUCUUCUCGGUAGUUGCGAAAUUCAGGUUGCCCUAACCAGCGAGGCUUGUCUCAAAGGUUUACCAAAGACAGCAGCUGGUGAAGUAGUAGCAUUCAAGGGUUGGCCAAAAUUGCAUUGGUUCGUAACAGAACAUUUAGGUAAAACUCCGAAAGAUUGGUUACCACCUCCCCGUUUAACCGAUGAUACACCAGCAUACAUCGAAUAUACAACAGUGAAGGAUGGAUCGGUGAUGGGUGUUACGGUUACGAGAUCAGCUAUGCUUGCUCAUUGUCGUGCACUAACACAAGCGUGCGGUUAUACCGAAGGAGAAAAUGCCGUUUGCGUGUUAGAUUUUAAACGGGAAGUUGGUCUAUGGCAUAGCACUCUGACUAGCGUAUUAAAUGGGAUGCACGUUAUAUUUAUACCGUAUGCCUUGAUGAAGGUAAAUCCAGCUAGUUGGAUGCAAAUGAUAACGAAAUAUCGAGCCAGCGUGGCAGUAGUUAAAUCACGAGAUCUCCAUUGGGGUUUAUUAGCAACCAAAGAUCACAAGGAUAUAUCAUUAUCCUCAUUGAGGUUGCUGCUAGUCGCUGACGGUGCCAAUCCUUGGUCCCUAUCUUCUUGUGAUCAAUUUCUUUCUGUGUUUCAAUCGAAGGGUCUUAGACCGGAUGCCGUAUGUCCUUGUGCAUCAUCUAGCGAAGCUCUUACGGUAUCUGUCAGAAGACCUGGUCGUGCAGGAGUUAAUGCUACCGGACGUGGCGUCCUUUCUAUGUCAGGAUUAAGUUAUGGCGUUGUUAGGGUAGAUCAAGAAAAUUCAUUGACUUCUCUUACGUUACAAGAUUGUGGUCAAGUUAUGCCAGGAAGUAUCGUAGUGGUAGUUAAGAUGGAAGGAAAGCCAUAUAUUUGUAAAACCGACGAAGUUGGUGAAAUAUGCGUGCAUAGUGCUGCUACUGGUAGUCAAUAUUGGGGACUUCAAGGAUUAACAAAUAAUACUUUCAAAGUAUCACCGUUACAAGCGGAUAGUACACCAUUAGGCGACGUGGAAUAUACACGAUCGGGUUUGUUAGGAUUUCUCGGUCCUGGUGGUUUGGUAUUUGUUUGCGGAUCUCGCGAUGGUCUUAUGACGGUGACAGGAAGGAAACAUAAUGCGGACGAUAUAAUAGCUACCGUAUUAGCGGUAGAACCAAUGAAAUUUAUUUAUCGUGGUAGAAUUGCUGUAUUCAGUGUUAGAGUUUUGCGAGACGAAAGGAUAUGCGUCGUUGCCGAACAACGGCCUGAUUGUAGCGAGGAAGAGAGUUUCCAAUGGAUGUCACGUGUUUUGCAAGCAGUUGAUUCAAUCCACGCGGUUGGAAUUUAUUGUCUUGCAUUAGUACCACCUAAUUAUCUACCAAAAACACCACUUGGCGGUAUUCACCUGUCUGAAACAAAAAGACGUUUUCUAGAAGGUGCACUACAUCCAGCUAACGUCCUGCUCUGCCCACAUACUUGUGUUACCAACUUACCAAAACCGCGUGAAGUGCAUUCGGCGGGGGAUUCUGUUGCAGACGUUGGUCCGGCGAGCGUAAUGGUUGGCAACAUCGUUCAAGGAAAUAGAUUGGCAUCUGCUCAAGGACGUGACAUGGGUGUUUUAGACGAGGACAGUGAUAAUGCUAAAAAGUAUCAAUUCAUCUCGGAGAUUUUACGUUGGCGUGCAGUUAGUACAUCCGAUCACGUAAUCUUUACAUCCCUAAAUGCAAAAGGAGCAGUGGCUACUUCAUUAUCCUGUUUACAACUUCACAAGAAAGCCGAACGCAUUGGGAAUCUUUUAUUGGAUCGUGGAAGAAUAAACACAGGGGAUCACGUAGCAUUGAUAUUUCCACCUGGGACAGAUUUGAUAUGCGCCUUUUAUGGUUGUCUUUACGUCGGUGCUGUACCUGUUACGAUCAGGCCCCCCCAUCCUCAAAAUUUGCAAACAACAUUGCCAACCGUUCGCAUGAUCGUUGAUGUCAGUAAAUCCGUACUCGUAUUGACCAAUCAAAAUAUCAUGAAAUUAUUAAAGACUAAGGAAGCUAAUAAUGUUAUCGAAGUUAAAACUUGGCCAACGAUUCUUGAUAUGGAUGACAUGCCAAAGAAAAAGCUUCCCGUUAUGUAUCGAGCACCUACUGCGGAAAUGUUGGCAUACUUGGAUUUUAGUGUAUCCACUACGGGCAUGUUGGCCGGAAUUAAAAUGUCACACGCGGCAGUAACGUCCUUAUGCCGUGCUAUGAAACUCGCAUGCGAAUUAUAUCCUUCAAGACAUAUCGCUCUCUGUUUAGAUCCUUAUUCCGGUCUUGGGUUUGCUCUAUGGUGUUUAAGUAGUAUAUACAGUGGACAUCAUUCCAUUUUAAUACCACCAUCCGAGGUUGAAGCAAAUCCAGCUCUAUGGUUAUCAGCUGUUAGUCAAUCCAGAGUAAGGGAUACUUUUUGCUCUUACGGUGUUAUGGAAUUAUGCACUAAAGGCUUAGGUUCCUCGGUUCAUGCUCUAAAAGCUCGUGGCGUUAGUUUAGCAUGUGUUAGGACUUGCGUAGUAGUUGCAGAAGAACGACCACGAAUAGCAUUGACUACGAGCUUCAGUAAAUUGUUCUCUGCUCUUGGAUUAAGUCCUCGUGCUGUCUCAACGUCGUUUGGAUGUAGAGUUAAUACUGCCAUAUGUCUUCAGGGUGCAUCUAGUCCGGAACCAUCAACGGUAUACGUGGAUCUACGAGCAUUACGUAACGACCGUGUAUCCCUAGUCGAAAGGGGUAGCCCACAUUCACUCUGUUUAAUGGAAUCCGGAAAAUUAUUACCCGGUGUCAAAGUUAUAAUAGCAAAUCCCGAAACAAAAGGUCAAUGCGGCGACUCGCAUUUAGGAGAAAUCUGGGUACAAUCGGCGCACAAUGCAAGCGGUUAUUUUACAAUUUAUGGGGACGAGACUGAUUAUGCCGAUCACUUCAAUGCACGACUCGUAACUGGAAACACAAAUGAAGUUUACGCUAGGACCGGUUAUCUUGGUUUCCUAAGAAGGACUGAAAGCGUUCAACAGUCUGUUAUUAGUGACGUUCCCGGUGAUACUUCUGCUGCAUCGGAAGCCGAUCUUGUUCCCGGUGAUGCCGAAUUACAUGACGCUGUUUUUGUCGUUGGUGCUUUGGACGAAGCUAUUUUACUUAGGGGCAUGAGAUAUCAUCCGAUUGAUAUUGAAAACAGUGUCAUGAGGUGUCAUAAGAAAAUUGCCGAAUGCGCCGUGUUUACGUGGACUAAUCUGUUAGUAGUAGUGGUCGAGCUGGAUGGAAGUGAAAGUGAAGCUCUCGAUUUAGUGGCACUUGUUACUAGCGCUGUUUUGGAAGAACAUCAUUUGGUAGUAGGUGUAGUAGUAGUAGUUGAUCCAGGUGUAGUUCCAAUCAAUUCGAGAGGUGAGAAACAACGGAUGCAUUUGCGCGAUGGAUUCCUUGCCGAUCUACUUGACCCGAUUUAUGUAGCCUAUAACAUGUGAACGCUAAUCAUCAUCAGCAGGAUAAUAGAAUUAUUAUUUUACGUUGAAGAAGACAUAGUUGAUAAA